Messenger RNA from Cavenderia fasciculata, 729 nucleotides. RefSeq lists its product as uncharacterized. The transcript is spliced from 4 exons. Bases 1 to 729 code for a protein of 242 amino acids. The record is from RefSeq and is a predicted model, not a curated record. Lineage: Eukaryota; Evosea; Eumycetozoa; Acytosteliales; Cavenderiaceae.
AUGGAUGAAGAACAAAGAUUAGGAUAUUUAAAUAAUUCACAUCAUCAUCAACAUCAUGAUGUAUUUCCUUUAUCAUUUUUACAAUACCCUAUUAAUAUUAUAGAUGAAGAAUCUGGAAGAAGAUUAUUAGAAGAGGAUGAAGAAGAACAGAAUAAUAAUAGAUUCUUUUUCUUUUCAAUAGAAGAUUUGGCAUAUUACUUUUUAACUCUUUUCUUUCUCCUAAUAUUAUCAUUUUAUUUAUUUUUCUUUGCAUCAAUGAUAUUGGAACAAGUAUUUAAAGGACAAUUAAAUAUAGAAUUACCAUUUCCUAUAUUGGGUAGAGAUAAUCCAACAAAAGAACAUAUUCUCAUUGGAGAUGGACCAGUUACAAGUGUUUGUAAUCUAGAUUACAAGGAUUCAAAUAUAUUUUUAUGUAGUUUUAUAUCAGAGAAUGAAAAACCAAUCAAUUGCCAUACAUUUCCCAUUCAUUAUUCAAAUCAUUCUUCCAUUGUACCUUGUAUUUUAUUUAAUAGAGAUCAAAAUAUUCCAAAAAUUCAAUCAGGUUUUGAAAUUAAAUUAAAUUUUACAAAAAAGGAUAGAAUUUAUAAUGAUAAUACUAUAAAAUUAUCAAUUAUAAAUCAUUUGGCAAAUGAUGUUGUAGAUGAAGAGAAUAUUUUAAAUCAUUUGGUAGAAUUCAUCCUCUUCUUCAUCUCCUUCGCCUUCAUCAUCCUCGUCUUCACCAAGAAUUGA